Sycon ciliatum is the source of this 6118-nucleotide messenger RNA. RefSeq lists its product as uncharacterized. Gene Ontology annotation, biological process: nuclear polyadenylation-dependent snRNA catabolic process; nuclear polyadenylation-dependent rRNA catabolic process; nuclear mRNA surveillance of mRNA 3'-end processing. NCBI's taxonomy places the organism in Eukaryota, Metazoa, Porifera, Calcarea, Leucosolenida, Sycettidae. Gene Ontology annotation, cellular component: TRAMP complex. Gene Ontology annotation, molecular function: RNA binding. Bases 824 to 5050 code for a protein of 1408 amino acids. The transcript is spliced from 9 exons. The record is from RefSeq and is a predicted model, not a curated record.
AUGUCGACAAUAGUCGCUGCUGUUGAGUGUCGUGGGUUGUUCUCCUCGUCAUUUGCCUUAAUUCUGUUGAGGGUUUAGUGGCAACUCAGAUAGCAUGAGGAGUCAAUACGUAUGACAGGAUCGCUUUUCUAAAUGUUCGCACCGGAGCAAUAGAGCUGGAUCCUCCCCAGCUGAGGAUUUUAGGCAGGUGGAAUUAGAAAGAAUUCUGGGUGAAUUCUGUAUUGCGAAUAAAUGUGCAAGCUAUUCGUACUAUUCGUACAGGACACGGCUCUCCUUCGUUAGGGAUCUGCUCCUCGACACGACUCAGGACGAACGAACGAAAGCACGUCACCAAGGCAUCCAGGUCAGCGUGGUGUGGCAUUGCUCCCGGGUGCACCCAAUCCCAUGCUCGGGGAGUUUGUCUGACAAUCAUAAUCAACGAGAGUGUGUCACGUGAUUUGCUGUGCACUAUAGCCACGUCGUAGACAGGAACAGCCCGAGUGAAGCACUGGCGAGGGUAUUGCACGUAUACACGUGCUCGCCUUUCUAUUCAGUGUGAGUAUCCGGCGGAUACUUGAAACAUUGCCGCAGAGCACCGCCUAGUUCAGACCGCGCCGCAGAGAUCUGGUUCAGAGCAGCCGCCGGGUGGAACAGGUGACCUGUAAAAAUCACGCGUGUACAUUGAAUCCUGAGGUAUGACAUCAUACUCAUCCGUCAACCAGUCACCUGUCACACGGUUACAAACAUACUAGCAGUGCUCCCUUUCCAGAUUGGCGUAAGGUUAUAAUUUUUUAUAUUUUAUUUUAAACCACGCACGCAAUUCGUGAACGGCAGGAAAGCAGCAAUGCUCCGUGUAGCAGUGACGGGCGGGGCUCUGCGCCGCUGCGCCUGCAGCAGCAGCUGCGGUGAUGUCAUGGCGGCGAGGUCGCCGUCAGGCGGUGUGAGUGCCUGUACUCGUACCCGGGCCGCCGGGCGUGUGUGUGGUGCCGGUCACGUGGCUGCACGGCAGCGGCACGGCGCGCUAUCGACGCGUGGCCUGUGUACGUCGACAGGCGGCCAUAGCGGUAGUGAUGGCGGCGAGGGGUUGCUAGCUGACGAUAGGACGGAGUACAUGCGCACUCUGCUCACGCCCGACUGCUUCUCGCGCGAGGUUCUCAUUCGCACCGGCGACGUCGAGCUAAUCCAGCAGCUCGUCGUCACCGAACAACAAGAUCUGAAACGCAGCAAGAACAUUGGCGACCUGUUUUACAACAUGGACGCCAUCCUGGCAGUCAACUUUGAUUGGCGGUUCCAGACUGAAGAGGAUGCGCUGUGGGAGCAAUUCUCGGCGCUACUCGGCGCCAAGUGGUCUCGCCUGGUUCGUUACGGCUACGAUUCCAGCAAGGCAUUGGCAAUAAGCAGACGACUGGGUCAACUCGUACACGACCGACGCCGGCCUCCUGAACGGAUCGUAAGCAUUGUUGAAAAGCUGAUAACGGAUUGCGGUUUGAAAAUUGAGGAUGCGUCGCCGGCUUUUGCUACAGCUGCUUGUCAGGAAGGCGUAAUCAUGGAACCCAGUUCAAUGCCAAUGCGCUGGCUGGAGGUAUUGCCCCAGUACUUGGCAAGUCCCGGCAUUAAACUGGCCCCAUUCGUAGUCAUGCUCAUGAUAAUGCGGACUGCCUUGCCGAGUUCCACCCUCCGUCCACUUGUCUUGGACGUGUGCGAGCGGAGUGUGAGUGCCGUCAGGAAGAAUAACAACUUAAGCGCGGCUCUGGCGUCGAGUAACUCCACGGAUGACCUGCUGAUGCUCCUCCGGUUGUCUGUCUCCAUCCUGGGAAAGGAAGACUUUGUCAGUGGAGAGUUUUACGAGAAACUUAGCAAGGCCGUACUCAGCUCAUGCUAUUCCCUUCAGCCAAAACAGCUCGCCAGCUUUGUGAAGUCUGUCUCUCAGCUACCGCCUCGUUGCUACCAGCCAACGCUAGCUGCUGAUGUAGCCGAUAGAGUGCAGAGGUUUCGCGAUACACGCUCCUUGCCGCCUCACGUCCUCGUUCUCGCGGCCAAGGUGACGGCGUCGCAUGAUUUCGCGUUUGCCGCCGCCUGUGUGCGAGACGCUCCCGCACAGGACCUGGUCACACUCUACGUCCCCAGCGUGGAGACUCUGUCCUCGCACCAUGCUUUGCUGGCAAUGCUGCAUGACUGUGUGUUCGGCGCGGCGAGGAAGAACUUCACGGUCCUGGAAACACUGCACCGGCGGCUUCGCGGCACAGCCCAUGCUCAAACGCUUUGCCUGGGAGUGGCGGAGCGCCUGCUAUCGACAUGCAAUCUAGUCGGAGUUCUGAGCAGCUCUUUGGAUGCUCAAAAGGGUACAGGGGAUGACAGCAGCAGCAGCAGCAGCACAGAAGCUGCCAUCACAAGCAAACGUAUUGACCGUGCAACAGCAACAGAUCUUCAAAUCGCCGUGUAUCUGGCUAGGAAUCUCUCCCCGAUGCCGCAAUGGUAUCGCCAGGCGUUGUCGGACGCCUUGCGAAACCUCGGUCAGGUUUCCUUUCCUCUCUUCUCUCCUGAGGACGUGGCCGACCUCGCCAGCACUCUUAUCGUGGAAGCGUCGAUUGCCUCUCCCGAGUUGGCACGCUCCGUUGCCGAGCAUUUAACCGAGAACGGCAACGAGUGGCGCGAUGCACUGCAUCGACGGCCGCUGAGCAAGCUGGUGCGGACGAUGUGCCAGAUGCCCGGCGUGUUCUCCGACGCGCUGUGCAUGGUGCUCGACUGGUACGUCCGCGGAGAGCUGGGCCAGUGCGACACCAAGCUUGCAGUGUGUCUGUGUCUCAACGCCCAUGCGCUGGAUCUGCAAGAGCACCACCAACAACAGCAGCAGCAGCACUGCGAGGCUACACAGCUGACGACUAGAGAAUAUUUCCCGGCCGUGCUGACGCGUGCCGUCCAGACGCGCGAUCUGUUCGUCACCGGCAACGCAUUGCUGUCCGACCCUGCCCUGUGCACUUUCAUACAGCAAUUGCUGUUGGUUGUGUGGGCCUCUGCAUCCACUGCAUCGCACAGAAAGGCGACAACAGAAACGGGUUGUGGUCCAGCAGCAGCUGGCACGCCAGGCGCUGACACGUUUCAGAAACUUGCCGCGGCAUGUCGGCAAGUUGCAGGAAUGGCCGAGACGCUUUGCUCCGAUGCAUCCGAUACAGCACGGCCACAGGAGCCACCAUUGACGCGCCGACAGGAAGAGUUUUGGAUCGCAACCACAGCACUCGACGCCAGUUGCACCGUUGGCGAGUGGCAGGCGGGUUUAGGGUCGUCGGCAACAGCUUCCAGCGGCGAUGCCACAUCUCGAGCGUUUUCCGCUGCCAAUACACGGUCUCAACAACGGAGCUCAGUCGCAAUCAACAAAUCCCGGCCAGGCGACCAGAGUGGAGCCGGACGUCUCGUGAAAUUCGUCACCUCCAUAUUCCGCCAUCGUCCGGAGCAACCUGAGCGGGCGAGCCUCAACGCCGCCAGUGCUGCAUCGUCACAACCCGUCGUCACCAAUGGCAACGACAGCAGCGCAACCGACGGCAACACGGCCGCGAACAGAGCGUCGCUACUGGUGGGGAAGGUGCUGAGCGAGCGCAGCAACACUGUAAGUUCACUGGACUGGAUACGGUCUAGCGAGCUGCUACUCGACCCCGACUCACUGGAGCAGCGGCAGCAUGGAGGAGGGAAAGAAAAGGACUGGAAACGAGGGCACAACGACAUCGACGACACGGUGGAUAACUUUAUGUAUGAUGAUGUCAUGCGCAUUCUCUCUGGACCGGCGCGUACCGCAGCCACCCACACAGACACUGCCAGUAGAACGCAGAGCGCUACCCGUACAACACAGAGCACUGGAAGUACACAGAGUAUUGCCAGUACGCAUAGCGUAGCCAGCAACACAGACACUGCCAGUACAAGGCUGAGCGCUGCCGGUACGCUGAGCAUUGCCAGCAACACAGUGCAGAGAACUCCCAGCUAUACAGGCACUGCCAGUAUGCAAGGCACUGGCAUUACACAGAGCACUGCCUCCAGUACUAUGCAGAGCACUGGUCGUAAGCCAGCAGGAACGCUGUCUUUGCCAGCCCCGUCCCAGUCUCAGCCCACUGAUGUUGAUAGUCUUGAAGCAAUCGAGCAGCUGCUGGGCGUGGACGGCUGUCAGACUACUCCCAUGGUUGGGCCUACAGCUAUGACUAGUUCAGUUCUUGCACAAGCCAAGCGAAUACUGUCCGAUCAGGUGAGCUUCGCCGAGAGGAAACGGCGAGGGGCUAAAGACGUGCAAGUUCCGUCAGCCCAUGCCUCGGCACUGCUAAAGGGUAUCCUGCGCCGGAGAUUGAAGCACGUCGAAGUGCUCCCAGGCUGGUAUUCCGACGUUCUGCAGUAUGACCCCGUCCUAGCGGAGUUCCAUGCUUGGAUGCCAACAGGGAGUUCUGCACAGCACCUGUCCAAGCCAUGGCAGCAGGAGAUACUCCCCCCGCAGCAACACCAUCAGCAUUAUCAGUACCAACAGCAGCAACAGCAACAACAUUAUCAUUCUUCGCAGCAACACCAGCACCACCACCAGCAGCACCUGCAGUACCAGCAGCAGCAGCAGCACCAGCAACAGCAGCAGCAGUACCAGCAGCAGUACCAGCAACAACAGCAGCAGCAGCAGCAGCAUCCCUUACACUCCCAUCAUCAACCUGCAUACAACGCUGCGUCUUUGCGCCCCCGGCAUGGCCGUGCCGGUGGAGUGGGUCACGCUGCUGUUAGCGGCAGCGGCAGCAGUUCAAUGCGCUGCGUUGCUUUGUUCCCAGUUACUGACAAAAACAUGCCAAGUCUACACAUAGCGGUGCCGUCAUCACUACGCUUGGCCUUACUCGCACUCAUCCACAAGGGAUACUACAUAGUGCCCGUACCGUUGCGAGAGUCUGACUCCCCGCAGGUCGUUGCCGAGAGCUUAUCCCGCGAGCUCAAGCGUUUCUUUCCCAAUGCCACCCUGCCGCCAAUGGUCACGAGCCAUUCAAGCUACAGUAACAACACCGAGGAGGGUGGCAUAAGCUCUACCAUCACUCGCGCCGCCAUGCGCUCACAGUAACCAGACAAUAGUGUGAACACGUGCGUAGCAGAUGCAUCACGUUCGCCUCGUCGUGGCUACUAGUACUAAUGAAAUUCAUCAUGGCUGCAAGCUGGCACGUUUUGUUUUAUGCUUCCUGUUUGGAUUAUAUCAGACGCACCAAACCAGUUUGUGGUGCGUCUUAUCUACUCCCAUCUCACCGCGCUUUAGGAGCUGCAUCUGCGCCGUGAUCCUUGAGGGAUGACGGCGUUCCUACGGAUGCGGAAACUCGGCCUCUAGCCUAGUUUCACACGAAGCGUGAACGCUUUUAGAUUGUACGACCUUUACCCUAGUGCACUAGGCAUCCGUCUUUGCCAGCCCUCAUCACCUCACCCUGACCCUCUGGACAUUUCCUAAACAAAAUUUCACAAUUUGGCUAGGUUUAUGCCACAUUUUGGCCGGGUUUUAUUUUUUGAUGUGACUUGUGCCUGGCUCUGAGUGUACGAAGUCAUCGGAGAAAAAGAAGAAAAAAUCGUGAUUUUCGUGACGUGACUUCGAAGUAUUUUUUUUAAUUUUCUACUCCCAUUCCCAUGCCAGGCAGAAUUUGAGAUGUUUGAUUUCAGCAUGUCUCCAUGGUAACACUAUGGCUUCCAUCCUCAGAGUUGAGUUGUUAUUAUUUUUAUGCUAUUUUAGUCCAUACAAUCAUGUACAUGUACAUGAUCGUGCACUUGAAUGCCUUUGCCUGUAUUUAAUUAAAUCAUGAUUCCUAAUUCCCAUGCUUCCACGGCUUCCGCUGUGACUUCCACAGCCUGUGUGGAGUGCUGCAGUUUAUUAGUUUUCUGCAAGUCUAAAAAUGUAAUAUAAACCAGCCGAACACAACGCAAACCUACGCUGCCGUUGAGCCUGUACACGCAACUUUGGCUCCACAUGCCCCUUGCAUAGAUCUGUCUGAUCCACAGCGCUCCAGCCUAUAAUCUGCUGCUAUAAUGAUACGCUCGUCCUGUGCGUGCAUAUGGACCAGCCAGAUAUCAGAAACUGCAACUAUUUUCAAAACUUAGCACUAGCUGUAUAACGCAACGUAAGAAAAUGAAAAACAAUUGGAAAAAUGAA